Molecule: messenger RNA, 737 nt
Organism: Westerdykella ornata
Lineage: Eukaryota; Fungi; Ascomycota; Dothideomycetes; Pleosporales; Sporormiaceae
Exons: 3
Coding region: 18-737 (239 amino acids)
Source: RefSeq, a predicted model, not a curated record
CCUUCUCCUUUUUUCCUAUGGGGAACGAACACGACAAUUUUAGCUCGUCUGAUGGCGACGACGAUCUAAUAGCGCUUGCACGGGAGAUUCAUCCUUGCGCGCGUCCCCCUACGGAUGAAGAGCUGCAAAAUCGGCUGAAUCCAGAUCACUAUAAAAGAUAUGAACACGUCUCUAAACUGUGGAAGACGUUCUGUGCCAAAAUCCUUCAAUGGGAUGAGGAUAAGUGUUUUUCUUCAAUCCUAAGUGUACCGCAAAUCCAGAUAUUUCUCAGGUGGAUUGCCCGCUAUGCAAAAGGGACGAUUGACCAGCGUAUUACCGAUGUUACCCUGAUGCACCGAUUCAACACUCUGAAGAUAAGGGAUCACAAGGACAUUACGAACUUCAUCAAACGUGAUCUUGUCCACGAGAAACGGAUCUCAACUAAAGUUCGUCAAAAGCCAAUCGCUCCGUUUGCGGUUGCAGAGGAUCUUGUAACCUUCCUAUGGAAAGCAGAUGAGUAUGACUUUCUGCACUCAAGGGCCCGAUUGCAGCUUGCUUUCCUCAUCGUUAUCCUUGCCCUAUCUGGAUGUCGGCUUGGAGAGAUUAUAGAAUCGAGCACAUAUGCAGGAAGUAAUGAGAGCCUCUACUACAAAGACUUUGAAUUAGGUUGGAAGUCAAUGAAAGCGUACACUGGAUACUUUGUUCUUCUCCAAUUGCGCGUCCGAAAAGGGAUACGGAAUCAUGAAAAGCAUGCAUAA